CAACACCUCAUGUUUCACAAUGGCGGACGACCUCCUACUCCAUUGCCCCCUCGAGUGCAAGCCAAGCCGAAGUCUAAGAUUUCUGCAUCUCUAAAACUUUCCUUGAAGAUCCUUUUGCUCCAAAGAGCCAUUGAGGAGUUGGAACAGGAGAAGAUCAAUCGCGAUGAGGACAAGGUGAAAUAUCUGAGCGAUAAGCUUCCACCUCUUCAGCUAACCGGCCUUUCAAUGGAGGAGUUGCAGAAACUAUGUCGGCAACUCCAUGCCAAAAUCGAUGUAGUGGAUGAGGAGAGAUACGACUUUGAGGCCAAAGUGAAUAAAAACAACAGAGAUAUCCAUGAGCUGAAGCUGAAGGUGCAAGAUUUAGGAGGGAAGUUUAAGAAACCUGCCCUGAGGAAGGUGCGCGUGUCUGCGGAUGAGAUGAUGAGAGCGCUGCUGGGCUCCAAACACAAGGGCUCCAUGGACCUCAGAGCCAACCUCAAAUCUGUGAAGAAAGAAGACAUUAAACAAGAGAAGUCAUUUUGUAAUUAUAAUUUUGUAUGUGUCCAGAAACUGUGUCGGCAAUUCAAUUCCAAAAUCGAUGUAGUGGAUGAGGAGAGAUACGACUUUGAGGCCAAAGUGAAUAAAAACAACAGAGAUAUCCAUGAGCUGAAGCUGAAGGUGCAAGAUUUAGGAGGGAAGUUUAAGAAACCUGCCCUGAGGAAGGUGCGUGUGUCUGCGGAUGAGAUGAUGAGAGCGCUGCUGGGCUCCAAACACAAGGGCUCCAUGGACCUCAGAGCCAACCUCAAAUCUGUGAAGAAAGAAGACAUUAAACAAGAGAAGGUUAUAUCGACGGAGGUGGGCGACUGGCGUAAGAACGUUGAGGCCAUGUCUGGUAUGGAGGGCAGGAAGAAGAUGUUUGAUGCUGCUGGAGGAGGACAGUAA
Molecule: messenger RNA, 921 nt
Organism: Sinocyclocheilus rhinocerous
Lineage: Eukaryota; Metazoa; Chordata; Actinopteri; Cypriniformes; Cyprinidae
Product: troponin I, slow skeletal muscle-like
Exons: 10
Coding region: 10-921 (303 amino acids)
Biological process (GO): skeletal muscle contraction; cardiac muscle contraction
Cellular component (GO): troponin complex
Source: RefSeq, a predicted model, not a curated record